AUGGCACACCGCGGCAACGACAUCUCAGCCUGGGACCCAACCCCCUUCACCCACGCACCAAAUGCAAACGUCUCCAAUGCCCAAACAAUGACAUCGCCCGAAGCCGUCGCGGCAAGAGAAAAAGCAGCAGCCGUCAUGGCAGCACUCAAAAAGGGAGAACAAGGUGAUGCAGAUAGAUUGAUGGGAAAGCAGGAACGAUAUGAUAGUUUGGUGCCUGGUAUGGCUAAACUCAAGAACAAGUUUUUGGGAGGCAACAAGAAAGAAGGGAAUCAGGUCUAA
Aureobasidium melanogenum CBS 110374 is the source of this 279-nucleotide messenger RNA. RefSeq lists its product as uncharacterized. Bases 1 to 279 code for a protein of 92 amino acids. The transcript has 2 exons. Lineage: Eukaryota; Fungi; Ascomycota; Dothideomycetes; Dothideales; Saccotheciaceae. The record is from RefSeq and is a predicted model, not a curated record.